This is a messenger RNA of Filobasidium floriforme, 1123 nucleotides long. RefSeq lists its product as uncharacterized. The transcript has 4 exons. Gene Ontology annotation, cellular component: cytosol. Gene Ontology annotation, molecular function: polyubiquitin modification-dependent protein binding. The record is from RefSeq and is a predicted model, not a curated record. Gene Ontology annotation, biological process: ubiquitin-dependent protein catabolic process. Bases 154 to 1032 code for a protein of 292 amino acids. NCBI's taxonomy places the organism in Eukaryota, Fungi, Basidiomycota, Tremellomycetes, Filobasidiales, Filobasidiaceae.
CGCGACUUGUGAUCAGGCAUGGUGUGGUCCACAUCCAUCAUCCUUUCAAGAAUGCCUUGUUGACACAUACCUGUGCAGUCUCCUCGGCCAGUCCUACUUGGAUAUCUGCUCAACCACAUCAUCAUACAUACCUACAAACUAGCAGUUCUAGCAAUGUCUUACAAGAUCUCAGGUUCUCGCCUUCAGGAAGAGACCGCUUUCGCCAAACGAUACCUGGAUCAAAUCUCGGAGCACGCCGUCAACUAUGCGGACGAUUUCGUGACACCCCCAGAGAAGCGACCCCGCCGGAUGCCUGUCCUGGCUAUGGAUGUAGCCGAACCACCCAAAUUGAGCGACAAGGAGGUUCGAGAAAGCAGUAACGAACCCUUCUCUCUCACGGUUAAGAGUCUUAAGCCGGCUCUUUCGUUUGCCGUGCAAAUCGCUCCGUCCGACUCGAUCCAGCAGCUCAAGGCGAACGUUGCGAGUUCCAGCUCGACAGCUCCGCGAGCCGAGUUUCAGAGGUUGCUGCUGAAGGGCAAAGCUCUUGCAGAUGCCAAACUGGUCAAGGAGUACGGCAUUGCUGAAGGAGCGACCGUGAACAUGGUUUUAAAGCCCGGCUGGGACGACGUGCCCAAGGCUGGAUCAGAACUCGGCGGAGAUCCCACUCCUACUGGGGCCACCAUUCCGAAAGAGCCCGUACCCCAACCCGGAGCCAUCCCAUCCUUGACGAUCUCGGACGCCGAUCCUGCUGCCGAGGGGACUACUUCUACCUCUGCGUUCCCUGCACGACCUCUUACGACCCUCGACAUCUCGAGCCCUGCCAAUCAGCCUGGACCAUCCAACUCGACGGCCGAGUUCCACAACACCAUCGCCGAUCCCGAGUUUUGGAAGAAGGUUUACGCAUUGUGUCAGAGCGAGUUCCUCAGCGAUCACGAGGCGGACGGGUGUUGGCACGCUUUCUUGGGCGGCGUCAGGACCAAGCUGAGUCCUGGGGAAAUCGCCAAGAUUCAAGAUGCCGUUGGCGUCACGGGCAUGGGAGGCUCGCCCAUCUGAUAUGUAGCAAAACCACGGCUCGAAUGAUUGAUGCAAUGCGUAGAAGCGAAUUCCUUGUAUACCCAAUUCAGAAUUAUAUGCCAGUGACCUU